AUGUUUAAAGCAAAUAAUCAACGACAUGAUUUUGACGAUAUUGGUGUUGGCAGUGGUGUUAAUAUGAACAGCAAAAAGUUAAGUGGUUGCCAGUAUAAAAAUAAAUUAAAAGAAAAGGCUGAACAAUUAACUAAUGUUCUUAAUCGGACCCAAAAGGUUGAUGCAUAUUUUAAACUAAUAAAAGAAAAUGAGGAACAACAGAAUCUGUACCUUUUACUUCUUCUGCCAUUCAUUGCCAUUCUUUGCCUCCCCCAAGAUGAAAUAAUUACAUGUUUCGAAUCAUUAUCAAUUUCUUAUUCUAACGAUCCUUCAACGUGGAUUAUAAAUGAUGACCUCCAAGAUUAUUUUGCUGUUAACGGUUUUGAACAAAAUAAAAACAUUGAUUUUUCUAAAUCACUGCGUAUGUAUAAUGAUGGGGAAAAACGUUUAUUAACGAAAAAUAUGUUUGAGAGAAAACAUUUCAAUGGACAAAUCAUCAAUAGACCGUGGUUAAUUUAUUCUGAAAUAACGGGAAAAGUAUUUUGUGGACCUUGUAGAUUAUUCCAAGAAAUUAACAAUGAUUCAUAUUUAGCAUCUGAGGAAUUACUUUCUGAAUUUGAUCCCUUUUUAUCUCAACAUGUAACUCGAUUUCAAAAUUCUGGAAGUGGAAAUACUUCGUAUUUAUCAUCUACAAUAUAUGAAGAAAUUAUUAAACUCAUGUCUAACAAAGUAAAAAACGGUAUUGUCGCUCAAAUAAAAACAUGCAAAUACUACUCGAUUAUCGUAGACUCGACACCCGAUAUUUCUCACGUCGACCAGUUAUCUUUUAUUGUACGUUAUGUAAAUGAAAAAGGGAACGCCAUGGAAAGAUUUUUAGGGUUUAUAGAUAAUGCAGGACAUACAUCUGAAAAACUUACAAACAUUGUUAUUGAUACGUUGUAUUGUCUUGAAAUAAAUUUGAUUGACUGUCGAGGUUAG
Molecule: messenger RNA, 957 nt
Organism: Myzus persicae (green peach aphid)
Lineage: Eukaryota; Metazoa; Arthropoda; Insecta; Hemiptera; Aphididae
Exons: 4
Coding region: 1-957 (318 amino acids)
Source: RefSeq, a predicted model, not a curated record